GGGAGGGCGGAUCCCGUGCCUGGGGACCGCCGUGGGAAGGCGCUGGACGGGACGCAGUUUGCGCUUCUUUCCCUUUGGUUGGAAGUGCCGGUGGUGGAGACGAGAUAGAGUUAAGGGGACAGCGGGCAGGACACGCAAAGCCUCCUAGGUCUUGAAUACAUGACGGGGAGUCGUUAGAGAACUGUAAGAGGCAGUGUUGUGCCCUAAAUUUUUAGAAAUUCAAACUAACCGUGAACUGAGACUGAGGCGUGGAAGGGAAGCGAGAGUGGAAACAAACAAAUUUGAAGUAAAACAUGGCUAAAAGCUUACGGAGUAAGUGGAAAAGGAAGAUGCGUGCUGAAAAGAGGAAAAAGAAUGCCCCAAAGGAGCUCAGCAGACUUAAAAGCAUUCUCAGAGUGGACAGGGACGUUCUGAUGAAGGAUGUUCAAGAGGUAGCGACUGUGGUUGUCCCCAGACAUGACCAAGAGAAAAUGCAGACUGUGGUGAAGGAUGAAAAAGAUGACAUGAAAAUGGAGACUGAUGUCAAGAGAAACAAAAAGACUCUUCUUGACCAGCACGGGCAGUACCCAGUGUGGAUGAACCAGAGGCAAAGAAAAAGGCUGAAGGCAAAGAGAGAGAGAAGAAAGGGGAAAAGCAAGGCAAAGGCGGCGAAGGGUUUGGCCUGGUAGACUCUGAGCAGCAUGGAGAGUGCCACGGACAAAUGUCCGAUUAGAACGCAUACCUGGAUUUCAGCGCCCAGCAAGACCAACCUGUGCUGUUUCCUUCAGUUCACACCCAGCAGGCCUCUUCAAGUUUGUUUCGGGAACUUUGAACAGAGCAUUUCUUGGAUGGGUGGAAGCUGUGCUGGUUUCAGCUGGGCGUUGCCCCGUGUCUGGUGUUACCAGACGUCCACAGUCUGUGGUGGUAAUGCAGUUGUGGGUGGUGUUCUGACAACCUGGUAUCUGUAGUCAGUGAAGAUAAGACAAAUGAUAACACUGACGAAAAAGGGUGAACUCAGCUAUGUUAACAUCAGUAGAUCUGAUUUUGUAUAAUUCAGAAUAAAAGAUACUUUGUGUUUAGA
Nycticebus coucang (slow loris) is the source of this 1060-nucleotide messenger RNA. It is a transcript of the gene LLPH, whose product is annotated as LLP homolog, long-term synaptic facilitation factor. Gene Ontology annotation, biological process: dendrite extension. The coding region runs from base 294 to 668 and encodes 124 amino acids. Gene Ontology annotation, cellular component: nucleolus. The record is from RefSeq and is a predicted model, not a curated record. Gene Ontology annotation, molecular function: RNA binding. Lineage: Eukaryota; Metazoa; Chordata; Mammalia; Primates; Lorisidae. The transcript has 3 exons.